Aedes albopictus (Asian tiger mosquito) is the source of this 1892-nucleotide messenger RNA. Its product is annotated as pupal cuticle protein 36-like. Bases 307 to 1626 code for a protein of 439 amino acids. NCBI's taxonomy places the organism in Eukaryota, Metazoa, Arthropoda, Insecta, Diptera, Culicidae. The transcript is spliced from 3 exons. The record is from RefSeq and is a predicted model, not a curated record.
ACGAAAUGUUAAUAACGCCGGUGAAAGGAUGACACCCGCAGUAGGGUGCACCCCAGUCUGGUGCUAUUUUUGGGGAAGCCGUAAAACUUGAAUUUGGAAUUAUGUAGAAGACAACGACGACGACGACGACGCGGUGAGAGGCUUUCCACAAAGAGUGCAUCGCCGUCGAUGACCAUCGAGCUGCGAGGGAGGUAAACCGCUUCCGAGCAGGUGGUAUAAAAGCUACCGGGAGUUCCCGUUCUAAAUCAGUCAGGAUCGAUUCCUUCGAUCGUCCAACAGGAGUAGCAGCAGUUCUAAGACGUCAAGAUGCGUGCCUUCAUGAUUUUGUCCGCCUGCCUGGCGGUGGCUUCCGCCCAGUUCCAAACCUACCAAACCGGAAACAGCUUCUCGGGAGCUUCGGCCGGUAGUCGAGCUGUCUCUGUAGACUACUCGCCCUCAGCUUUUGAUCAGACCGUGGUGGGAGGAGCAUCCGGUGGAUUCAGCUCGGCCGGAUCUUCAUCUGGAUCGUUCGGCGGUGGCGUAGGAUUCGGUGGUGGAUCAUCUUUCGGCCGUAGCAGCUCCGGAUCCUUCGGAGGUGCUGGUGUCGGCUCAUUCGGUGGUGCCGGUGCCGGUGCUGGAUCGUUUGGAAGCGCUGGAGCUAGUUCAUUCGGAGGUGCCGGAGCCGGUUCAUUCGGCGGAGCCGGAGCUGGAUCCUUCGGUGGUGCCCGUUCUGCUGGAUUUGGAGGAGCCUUCGGAGGUGCUUCUGCCGGAGCUGGAGCUGGUGCUGGUGCUGGAUUCGGAGGUCGCUUCGGUGGUGCCUCUGCCUCUGCUGGAGCUGGUGCUGGAGUUCGUUAUGUUGUCAAGCCCGAAGUCGUCAAGAAGCACUUCUACUACCACGUCGCCCCUGAAUCCCAUGCCGAAGCUGAAGCCGAAGCCCGCGUUGAGAUCCAACCCCAGACCCACUACAAGGUUCUGUUCAUCAAGGCCCCAUCUGUGUCUGCCGCCGCCGCUGCCCGUGCCGCUGCUCGUACCCGCACCCAGGAGAAGACCAUUGUCUACGUUUUGGUCAACAAGCCAGAAGCCGGCGCCAAGUCCGCUGCCGAUGCCGCCGUCGAUACCUACGCCAGUGCCAAGCCCGAAGUCUACUUCAUCAAAUACCAGGGCAAGAACGCUGGAGCCGGUGCCCAUGCUGGAGCUGGAGCUUCUGCUGGCGCUUUUGGUGGUGCCUUCGGUGGAGCCUCUGCUGAUGGCUUUGGCGGAGCCGCUGGAUUCGGCGGAGCUUCUGGAUUCGGUGGAGCCUCUGGAUUCGAUUCCUCUUCCUUCGGUGAUUCUGGAGUCACUACCUACAGCAGCGGAGCUUCUGGAUUCGGUGGUGCCGGUUCUUCUGGAUUCGGUGGUGCCGGAGCUUCCGGUUUCGGUAGCGCAGGAGCUUCUGGAUUCGGUGGUGCUGGAGCUAGCAGCUUCGGUAGCGCUGACGCUUCUGGCUUCAGUGACUCUUCUUCCUUCGGAGGCCGCAUCGGAGGUGGCAGCUCGUCGUCUGCCUCGGCCGGAUCGAACUCGUUCAGCCGUUCCUUCAACGCCGGAUCUGGCACCGUCUUCGGAAGCACCCCGACCUUCGUCAGCACCACUGCUUCCCCAAUCUUCUAAGUGAUUCCCCGUAACACGGAAUACUCAGCAAAGAAAAAAACGCACCGAACAAAUGAUAAACGAUACUCGGCUGAACGAUUCGGAUCACAACGACUAGGAAGACUAGGAUUUAACUAAGAUAAAGUAGAUUUAUUUUCAGUUAGGAUAGUGCGCCAAGCGAUGAAGAUUACUGUGUUCGUACAAAUCUCCCACAAGAAGUCAACUUUGUACCACAUAUAAAACCAUGAAGAAAAUACAACCAAGUAUUAAUAAUUGCAAGUACAAAA